AUGGUUCUCUCCAUCCGCUCCAGCGUGGACAGCAUAUCCAGUCGACUGAGCGGCGAGAAACCUCUGCCUCGACCAACCUACUACUGCCAGAUGAAUCCCCAGGAGCAGGCCAUAUGGGCUAUUAUCGGCGAGGAAAAGUACGAAUACAUACGCGACACCAAAGGCCGUGUACAUAGGCAUCGCCUCACCUACGUUGAGCGCGCUCAGCGCCAGCGUGCAUUCUACGACUCGCGUGUCGGCCAUGCGAUUGUCGGCGACGAGUGGAUGCGAAUGAAGCUUCCAACUCGCCGUGUCCGCUAG
Molecule: messenger RNA, 300 nt
Organism: Bipolaris zeicola 26-R-13
Lineage: Eukaryota; Fungi; Ascomycota; Dothideomycetes; Pleosporales; Pleosporaceae
Exons: 2
Coding region: 1-300 (99 amino acids)
Source: RefSeq, a predicted model, not a curated record